Nicotiana tabacum (common tobacco) is the source of this 2965-nucleotide messenger RNA. RefSeq lists its product as uncharacterized. Gene Ontology annotation, cellular component: cytosol. The record is from RefSeq and is a predicted model, not a curated record. Gene Ontology annotation, molecular function: oligopeptidase activity; serine-type endopeptidase activity. Gene Ontology annotation, biological process: proteolysis. Lineage: Eukaryota; Viridiplantae; Streptophyta; Magnoliopsida; Solanales; Solanaceae.
UUGGGUUGUCAGCCCAACCAACCAAGACUAAGCUCCUCGUUGGUCACGCCCACACUAUGUUCUCAUUACCUCGCCAUCGCGACAUUCUCUUCUCUCCUACUUCCCCCAAAUCUCUUACCCGCAUUGCUCUCCUCGUCAUUCCGUCUUAUAAUAGACAACAACAACAACAAAAUAAUCGCCCCAUUAAACAACGUAGUCUUUUCGUCGAACACCUCAAGAGCAAUCCCUUUACUUCACAUCUACUCGCCCGUUCCCUUGCCUCAUCCUCCUCUGUAAUGGGAUCCCUUUCAGCCCUCAACGAACCUCUGCCGUACCCAAUUGCACGCCGUGAUGAAACUGUUGUAGAUAACUAUCAUGGAGUUAACGUUCCUGAUCCUUAUCGAUGGCUUGAGGAUCCUGAUUCAGAAGAGACCAAGGAGUUUGUGGAAAAGCAAGUGAAUCUAACGGACUCAGUUCUCAAGACUUGUGAGACAAGAGAAAAGCUACGGCAAAAAAUCACGAAAUUGUACGAUUUUCCAAAAUAUGAAGUCCCUUUUAGGGCGGGCGAUAAGUACUUUUACUUCCACAAUACAGGACUUCAACCCCAAAAAGUCCUUUACGUGCAGGAUAGUUUGGACGGAGAACCAGAGGUUUUGCUUGAUCCAAACACACUUAGUGAGGAUGGGACAGUUGCAUUGAGUAUUUGUUCCAUUAGUGAGGAUGCUAAGUAUUUGGCAUAUGGUAUUAGUUCGAGCGGUAGUGAUUGGAAUACUAUCAAAGUUAUGCAGGUUGAUGAUAAGAGCGUCAAGCCUGAUGUAGUUUCGUGGGUUAAGUUCUCUGAUGCUAGCUGGACCCAUGAUAGCAAAGGGUUUUUCUAUAGCCGUUAUCCAGCGCCAAAAGAUGGAGAAAGUUUGGAUGCUGGGACAGAGACACAUACCAAUUUAAACCAUGAAGUGUAUUAUCAUCGCUUGGGUACUGAUCAGUCUGAUGAUAUCUUGUGCUGGAAAGAUGCUGAAAAUCCUAAGUGUACACGAUCAGCUUCGGUGACAGAAGAUGGAAAGUAUGUUCUCCUAUAUACUUAUGAAAACUGUGAUCCAGUCAACAAGGUUUAUUACUGCGAUUUAUCUGCACUUCCUGAUGGGAUUGAAGGUUAUAAAGGGAGAAAUGAGCUGCUACCCUUUAUCAAGCUUGUUGAUAACUUUGACGCCUCUUAUGACAAUGUUGCAAAUGAUGGCACUCGUUUCACUUUCCGGACGAAUAAGGUUGCUCCCAAGUAUAAAUUAGUCAGAGUAGAUCUGAAGGAACCUGAUUCUUGGUCCGAUAUCAUCCAAGAGGAUGAAAAGGAUGUGCUUGAAUCAGCUGUUGCUGUCAAUGAAAAUCAACUUGUUGUGAGUUAUCUGAGUGAUGUGAAAAAUGUUUUGCAGUUGAGAGAUUUGAAAGCAGGAGCACUGCUUCAUCAUUUACCCAUUGAUAUUGGCACAGUGUCUGGAAUUUCUGCUCGCCGCAAAGACAGCACUAUUUUUAUUGGAUUUACAAACUUCCUAAUCCCUGGAAUUAUAUACGAGUGUGAUCUCAAAGCAGAGGUUCCAAAUCUGAAAGUAUUUCGAGAAACUGUUGUCCCCGGCUUUGAUCAUACUGAUUUUCAAGUUAAUCAGGUUUUUGUGCCCAGUAAAGAUGGUGUCAAGAUCCCUAUGUUCAUAGUGGCUGGAAAGGAUAUUUCCUUGGAUGGAUCACACCCUUGUUUAUUAUAUGGAUAUGGAGGAUUCAAUAUUAGCAUUACUCCGUACUUCUCUGUCGGCCGUGUUGUAAUUGCGAAGCAUUUAGGUGUUGUGUUCUGCAUUGCAAAUAUUCGUGGUGGCGGGGAAUAUGGAGAAGAUUGGCAUAAAGCUGGCUCUCUUUCCAAAAAGCAAAAUUGCUUUGACGACUUCAUUUCUGCUGGUGAGUAUCUUGUGGCAGCUGGUUACACUCAGCCAGAAAAGUUGUGUAUCGAAGGUGGAAGCAAUGGUGGGCUUCUUGUUGGAGCCUGCAUCAAUCAGAGACCUGAUCUCUUUGGCUGUGCUCUUGCACAUGUUGGUGUUAUGGAUAUGCUUAGAUUUCACAAGUUUACCAUAGGUCAUGCCUGGACCUCUGAUUAUGGCUGUUCAGACAAGGAGGAAGAGUUUCAGUGGCUAAUCAAGUACUCACCACUGCAUAAUGUCAGAAGGCCAUGGGAACAAUCUCCCGAGCAAGAAUCUCAAUAUCCGUCCACUAUGCUAUUGACAGCAGAUCAUGAUGAUCGAGUGGUGCCACUGCACUCGUUGAAAUUAUUGGCGACCAUGCAAUAUGUCCUAUGCACAAGCCUGGAGAAGAGUCCCCAGACCAAUCCCAUCAUUGGUAGGAUCGAUCGCAAGGCUGGUCAUGGAGCUGGGCGACCAACGCAAAAAGUGAUUGAUGAAGCUGCAGACAAAUAUGCCUUCAUGGCUAAGGUCUUGGGUGCAUCUUGGAUGGAGUAGAUGAAGUUGAUGCCGAGCAUUACUAAAUCAUAAACUAAGAAGAUGGUGAAGGGUGAAUUUACAUGUGGUCAUAAUUUGUGCUGCAAUUUCCAGAUCAAGUAUCUGUUUCCAAUUCAGAGUUCUCAGAAAUGAAUCAGGCUUACAUCAUUGAUUAUCUUUUUCGGAUUCCUAUGGCAUGAAGGUGCAGAAGAAGUUUUAACAAGAUGAACUUUUUUUCAGUUUCGGCUACAUUCUUGGCCACUUCUUGAAGCCCAUCAAUACCCCUCAUACGAGAUUGUGAUAUAUUGCAUCUUAAUUCAUGGCCCUUCUUCAACCCCCAACCAUUCUAUAGUUUUGCUCCUCAUGCAUUGGUUCCCAUGUGUAUGAAAAUGGUCAGUACAAUGACGGUUUCUGUUGAUGGAUAUCAUGCAUUUUAGCUAUUCUGAGAAAACUGAUGUAAAAGUUGUGAUAUUUAUUUUAAUUUCAAUUGCAGAAAAUAUUCUUAUCAAAUGGAA